This is a messenger RNA of Cucumis melo (muskmelon), 3993 nucleotides long. RefSeq lists its product as uncharacterized. Gene Ontology annotation, biological process: endocytosis; endosomal transport. The transcript has 13 exons. Bases 274 to 3690 code for a protein of 1138 amino acids. Gene Ontology annotation, molecular function: protein binding; calcium ion binding. Lineage: Eukaryota; Viridiplantae; Streptophyta; Magnoliopsida; Cucurbitales; Cucurbitaceae. Gene Ontology annotation, cellular component: plasma membrane; nucleus; cytoplasm. The record is from RefSeq and is a predicted model, not a curated record.
GAUUAUUAUUGGUUUUUUUUUUUUUCUCAGCCCAUCUCCCCAACCUGCUCCUUCAUCAGUGUCUAUCCCAUUUCAUUUCCGAUUUUUUUUUUCUUUUAAUUUGUUGGGAGGAUCAUUGUUCCAAUCACCCGAUUUCGUUCUUUUAGGGUUCUUUGGAUUUGUUGUUUAAUCCAUGUGUUUUUUUUAUCUCUUUUGAAUUUUCUCAUGUUCGUGUGUCGUGAUUCCGUUGCCUCGUUUGCUUCGAUCCAAGAGUUGUAGAUUUUGAAUUCAGCAAUGGCAUCGGCGCAGAACCCAGCGCCGAACGUGGAUCUCUUCGAUGCAUACUUUCGACGUGCCGAUUUGGACCGCGAUGGUCGAAUUAGUGGUGCUGAAGCGGUUUCCUUCUUUCAAGGCUCUGGAUUGCCUAAACAGGUUCUUGCUCAGAUUUGGUCGCUUUCGGACCCUAGACAGAUUGGGUUCCUUGGUCGGGCGGAGUUUUAUAAUGCCCUUAGACUGGUUACUGUAGCACAGAGUAAGAGGGAAUUAACUCCUGAUAUUGUGAAAGCAGCAUUGUUUAGCCCAGCUGCAGCUAAAAUACCAGCACCACAAAUAAAUUUCAAUGCCCAGCCUGCAUCUCAGUUCAAUUCUACUGCAGCAGUACCUACACCUCAGAGUGGCGUUGUUGCUCAAACACCCUCCCCAAGUUCAGGGGCGAAUGUUCCCCCGGUUUCUUCUAGGGAGAAUCAAUCUGUAAGGCCUCCGUUGGCAGCUCCAAAUUCUGCUUUUCGUCCAGCACAGGGAUUUCCAGGAGUUGGUGCUGUUUCGGGGCCGCCUCCAACUAAUUCAAGCAUCUCAAAUGACUGGGUUAGUGAACGUGCGAGUGGAGUUCAAGGGACACCCUCACAACCUCCGAAUAGAGGAGUCAGUCCUGCUGGAACACAGGUUGGAUUUGGGCAAUCAAGUGCAGGACUAACGGCUUCUCUACCCCCAAGGCCUCAGUCUGCUCCUGGAGUAACGCCAGCUACACCAUCACCUUUGGAAAGUAAAGUGCAAGGUAUUACUGGAAAUGGGACUGUUUCUGGAUCUUAUUUUGGACGAGACGCCUUUGGUGCAACCCCAGUUUCCUCAAAACAAGAUGUCCCUGCUGGCAAUAAAACUUCCACAUCAGUUGCUGUUCCCGUAUCUUCUGUUACACAACCAAUAGUUAGAGCAAGUUCCCUUGAUUCUUUGCAGAGUUCAUUUAUGAAACCACCUCUUGCUAAUCAGGCCCAACGGAACCAGGCACUUGGGAAGUCCAAUCAACAGAGCGUACUGCAAUCUGCUUCCUCUGUACUGUCGGCAGGAUCUCAGAACUCUGUUUCUGGACAGUCUCAGCGUCCUUGGCCUAGAAUGACACAGACUGAUGUGCAGAAGUAUACUAAAGUUUUUGUUGAGGUAGAUAAGGAUAGAGAUGGAAAAAUUACCGGUCAAGAAGCACGGAACUUGUUCCUGAGUUGGAGACUGCCCAGAGAGGUUUUAAAGCAAGUGUGGGACUUAUCCGAUCAAGAUAAUGAUAGCAUGCUUUCUGUCAGGGAGUUCUGUAUCGCACUCUAUUUGUUGGAGCGGCAUAGGGAAGGGCAUGUUCUUCCUGCUAUGCUUCCUAGCAACAUAAUGUUUGAUUUUUCCAGCAAUGGUCAUCCUGUGACUCCAGCUGCAUCUAACUAUAGCAAUGCAGGAUGGAGACCACCCACAGCUGGUUACCAACAGCACCAAGGAGUUCCUGGGUCUGGUAAUCUGCAGGGAGCUCCUACUGUUGGCGGACGCCCACCUAUACCUGCUACAGCCUCCCCAGUUGAGGGUGAGCAACAGACCAGUCAACCUAAAUCGAAGGUUCCUGUACUGGAGAAAAAUCUUAUCAGUCAGCUUAGUACAGAGGAGCAGAACUCCCUCAACUCAAAGUUUCAAGAAGCAGCAGAUGCUGAGAAAAAGGUUGAAGAAUUGGAGAAAGAAAUUUUGGAGUCUAGACAGAAAAUUGAGUAUUAUCGUACUAAAAUGCAGGAACUUGUUUUGUACAAGAGCAGAUGUGACAAUCGGCUGAAUGAAAUAUCCGAAAGAGUGUCUUCAGAUAAACGUGAGGUAGAGUCCCUUGCUAAGAAAUAUGAAGAGAAAUACAAACAAUCUGGUGAUGUAGCCUCCAGAUUAACCGUUGAAGAAGCUACAUUCCGUGAUAUACAGGAAAAGAAGAUGGAACUGUAUCAGGCGAUUGUAAAGAUGGAACAAGAUGGUAGCGCAGAUGGUGUUCUUCAGGCUCGUGCCGAUCGUAUUCAGUCAGACAUCGAAGAGUUAGUGAAAUCUCUCAAUGAACGCUGCAAGAGUUACGGUUUACGUGCAAAACCAAUAACUCUGACUGAACUUCCUUUUGGUUGGCAGCCUGGCAUCCAAGUGGGAGCUGCUGACUGGGAUGAAGAUUGGGACAAAUUUGAAGACGAAGGCUUCUCUGUUGUCAAGGAGCUCACUCUUGAUGUGCAAAAUGUCAUUGCCCCUCCUAAGCAGAAAUCUAAGUCUGUUCAAAAAGGAAAAGUUGACAGCCAAAACGUUACACCUGCAGCUGAUGAUGACACGAAGGAAGGAGAUUCUGCACCAAAUGCUGAUACCAAAAGAGAUAAGCCUCCUAGUAUGGACGAAGCAGCUGUUGAAAAUGGUUCUGCACACGAUAAUAAAAGCGAAGAUGGGUCAGCCAAAAGUGCUCCUAACAGCCCCUUUACAGCCAAAAGUGCUCCAAACAGCCCCUUUGCACUCAAAAGUGCUCCUGGCAGCCCCUUUGCACCCAAAAGUGCUCCUGGCAGCCCCUUUGCAAGUAGUAUUAUUGGAAGUCCCAAGGAAUACAUGGAUUCACAUUUUGGAAAGACUGCUGGCUUUGAUUCUUCACCUCGUGAUAAGGACGCUUUAAGUGAUCAUGGAGGUGCGGGAUCUGUGUUUUCUGGUGACAAGAGCUAUGACGAACCAGCGUGGGGAACAUUUGAUGCAAACGAUGAUAUUGACUCUGUUUGGGGCUUUAACGCAGGAGGUUCCACCAAGACCGACAAUGAUGUAAACCGGGACAACUACUUUUUCGAUUCUGGGGAUUUGGGCUUGAAUCCUAUCAGAACGGAUCCGUUCCAGGCUAAGAGAAGCACCUUUGCUUUUGACGAGUCGGUUCCCAGCACCCCACUCUUCAACUCGGGCAAUUCGCCGCAUAAUUACCACGAGGGAUCAGAAGCAAACUUUGACAGUUUCUCGAGGUUUGAUACUUCCAGUGUGCACGAUAGUGGUUUUUUUCCACCACGUGAAACAUUUUCACGCUUCGAUUCAAUGCGGAGCAGUAGAGAUUUCGACCAGGGUUCUGGAUUCUCAUCAUUUGGUCAAUUUGAUACAACGCACAGCAGUAGAGACUUUGACCAGAGCGGACCCUCGUCACUGACGCGUUUCGAUUCAAUGCGUAGCAGUAAGGACUUCGACCAGGGAUUCCCUUCGUUGUCACGAUUCGAUUCGAUGCAAAGCAGCAAGGACUUCGACCAGGGAUUCCCUUCAUUUUCAAGAUUCGAUUCAAUGCGCAGCAGCAAAGACUUUGACCAGGGUCAUGGAUUCCCAUCAUUUGAUGAUCCAGAUCCUUUCGGAUCAACUGGGCCGUUUAGGGCGUCCCUUGAUAAUCAAACUCCAAAGAAAGGAUCAGAUAAUUGGAGUGCAUUUUAGCCAGGUUUGCGUUGCUCAUUCUACCUAUACGAUCUAUUUUGUCUAGAGCCUUCUAGAACGGUUUAAGCUGUGGGAUUAUAUGAUAUUAUUUGAGAUGUAGGUUUGUCCUCAGUGUGCCAUCUUUGCCUCAGGUUGAUGCUUGUCAUGUAUUUUUUUUUCCUCUUUCUUUUCAUCUUGUGUAUUCAAUUUUUUAUAUAAAUUUUAAAUUCAUUUGUAUGUUUUUCUCCCUUAACUUUUUGAAAAAAGAGAAUCCUUUGUAGCUUUGGCGUGAAUUAAUUUGCAGAAGUAUUGUUUCCUGUUGAA